AUGUACGGUGGGGCAGCCGCAGGCAAUGUCGGUCUAGCAGGAACGCCCGGCGGCAACACAACAUCGCCGUACGGUGACGCAGGUGAAACUUCGGGUUUCGGACAACCCAGAAACGCCGCCAUCGAGGUCCUCAGCAACCAGUUCGGCGGCAUGCAAAAUUAUUAUGACACUGGAUCCGCGUCCGCACAAGGAGGAGCCGCUGCUGGCGCGACCGGUGCGAAUACCGCAUUCCCCAACCUUUAUGGAGCGGGCCAGGGACAUUCACGACAGGACAGUAUGUCAUACCCAGCGGAACAGGCAGGAUUCCCGGCAGCCGGAGCCGGUGCUGUCGGGUAUACGGGAGCUCAAAGUUCGCAAGGCAUCGGCCCCGAUUUAGACAACGCAUAUGGCCAAUACCAAGCGGAGUUGAGAAGGACCUUUGAAUGUGUAAGAGAUGGAAGGUUGGUUGAAGCAGGGCAAAGUCUGGUGCAAAUCAGCGACUGGUUACUCGGGAAUGCAGAAUCACUAGGCCUAGUACGCGAUGACGAGACCAUCCACGAUGAGCGGCUAAAGCUCUGGAGCGAGUUCAAUUCGUGCUGGCUGGCGACUCUGCAGAGACAGAAAGACCUGACUAUCGAGGUAUCGCGAAACCCCGACAUACUACGGCCCCCGAUAAGCUUGCUGGAGCACGACUACAUGGAGACUAUGGGGAAAGAACUGGUUAGAUUAUGUGAUGCCGUGGAGAAGCAUGGCUUAGUGGACUAUCAACUGGGUGUUUGGGAAGAGGACAUUGUGGAGCUGCUCACACAGUGUCUGGACCUGCUUGAAGCUCAGCAAAGCGGGACUGGCCAAGGUCAACCCACCGCCCCGACAUCACGACGAAGAUGA
Messenger RNA from Eremomyces bilateralis CBS 781.70, 867 nucleotides. RefSeq lists its product as uncharacterized. Bases 1 to 867 code for a protein of 288 amino acids. The transcript has 3 exons. The record is from RefSeq and is a predicted model, not a curated record. NCBI's taxonomy places the organism in Eukaryota, Fungi, Ascomycota, Dothideomycetes, Eremomycetales, Eremomycetaceae.